AUGGACUGCAGCCCACCAGGCUCCUCUGUCUAUGGAUUCUCCAGGCAAGAAUACUGGAGUGGGUUGCCAUGCCCUCCUUCAGGGGAUCUUCCCGACCCAGGGAUUAAAUCAAUGUCUCUUAUUUCUCCUGCGUGUUCGCUCACCGGUCAGGGAACUAAGAUCCUGACCAUCCCCCCAACCCUGAAACAAACCUCACAAAUGCCUGAAAGAGAGGUUGACUUCAGUCAAAGGAACACAAAGAAAGGCCUGGCCAAUGAGGGAGACAAAACACAAAGAACAAAACACAGAUUAAAGUGUGAAAGGAAUUAUGCCACAUGGACAUUCCUGCUGCUUGGGUUCACUCAAUACAUUCCUCAGAAAAGCUAUACUGUUUACUUUUAA
This is a messenger RNA of Rangifer tarandus platyrhynchus (Svalbard reindeer), 381 nucleotides long. The record is from the annotation of a GenBank genome assembly. Lineage: Eukaryota; Metazoa; Chordata; Mammalia; Artiodactyla; Cervidae.